UGGAAAUAUAAUUCCUGACAUUUAACCAGAUCUACUGAUUCUUCUCUUUAUAAACUACUUCUUUCUGAUCUUCUCCACUUACACCUUGAGUACUGUAAUAUCAUCCAGCAUCCAACAAUCAACGUCAUGCCCUCCGCACUCCUCAUCGGAGACAUCACCCACGCCAGAAAGGAGUGGGAAGCCCUUUCGUCCAUACUCACCCUCAAGGAAUUUCCCGAGGGCACGCGCGAAGACUUUCUCCGCAACUGCAAACAGGGCCAAUAUGACGACGUCCAGGCCAUCUACCGCUCUAAUGUGUCCACCAAGUUGACCGGCCCGUUCGACGCGGAACUGCUGUCUGCCCUGCCCGCAUCGCUCAAGUACAUCUGCCACAACGGGGCGGGGUACGACAACAUCGACGUUGCGGGGUGUACUCAGAAAGGAAUCCUCGUCUCGAGUACCCCUGUCGCCGUAAACAACGCCACCGCAGACGUGGGCAUCUUCCUGAUGAUUGGCGCCUUGCGCCAGGCCUACGUGCCCUUGGCCGCCUUGCGCGCUGGAAAAUGGCAUGGACAGACCACGCUAGGCCACGAUCCCCAAGGUAAGGUGUUAGGUAUCCUGGGAAUGGGCGGCAUCGGACGGGAAAUGGCGCAUCGAGCCAAAGCCUUCGGCAUGAAGAUCCAUUACCACAAUCGCUCCCGUCUCUCGCCCGAACUCGAAGGGGACGCCACCUACGUGUCUUUCAACGAGCUCCUAGCCAGCUCCGACGUGCUGAGUCUCAAUCUCGCCCUCAACGCAUCCACUCAGCAUAUUAUCGGCGCCAACGAGUUCCAAAAGAUGAAGGACGGCGUCGUGAUCGUCAAUACGGCUCGGGGGGCGUUAAUCGAUGAGAAGGCGCUCGUGGCAGCAUUGGACUCGGGCAAGGUCAUGUCUGCUGGUCUGGACGUGUACGAAAACGAGCCGGUCGUGGAGCAGGGACUGGUCGACAACCCCCGUGUAAUGCUUCUGCCACACAUUGGUACCAUGACGUACGAGACGCAGAAGAAUAUGGAGUUGCUGGUGCUCGAAAAUCUGCGGUCGGCGGUCGAGAAGGGGGAGAUGAUCACGCCCGUUCCGGAGCAGAAGAAGUAGACCUAGGACCUAGAAUUGGAUAG
Molecule: messenger RNA, 1133 nt
Organism: Aspergillus campestris IBT 28561
Lineage: Eukaryota; Fungi; Ascomycota; Eurotiomycetes; Eurotiales; Aspergillaceae
Product: D-mandelate dehydrogenase-like dehydrogenase
Exons: 7
Coding region: 127-1110 (327 amino acids)
Cellular component (GO): cytosol
Molecular function (GO): hydroxypyruvate reductase [NAD(P)H] activity; glyoxylate reductase (NADPH) activity; NAD binding
Source: RefSeq, a predicted model, not a curated record